Messenger RNA from Aphanomyces invadans, 1108 nucleotides. RefSeq lists its product as hypothetical. The transcript has a single exon. Bases 35 to 919 code for a protein of 294 amino acids. The record is from RefSeq and is a predicted model, not a curated record. Lineage: Eukaryota; Oomycota; Saprolegniomycetes; Saprolegniales; Verrucalvaceae. Gene Ontology annotation, cellular component: nucleus.
GGAAACGCCGCCAAUUUUUUGCAUUCGUUUCGCCAUGUCGCUCGGAUUCCUCACAGAGAGCGCGCUUGUGCCGUCCAAGGCCAAGUCGAUCAAGGUGGAUUCGAACUCGUUGGUCGAUCUCCAAGCCGUAAUCUACAAGAAGGAGCAGGAACAGCGCCAAAAAGGUGCAGGCGAAACGUCCCAUGCGACGCUUCGAGCGAAGCGCGGAGCAAGGGCGACCAAAUCGUCCGAGUCGACCAAAUCGAACCGAGGCAUUAACAAGCGAAAGCAAAAGGACGAUGAAGAUGAGUUGCUGGGAGAAGAUGAACGUGCAAAGAAGAAACGGUCACGUCAAAUCCUUAUUGAGAAAGCGAAGUUGUACGACGACCUGGCCUCCGGUCGCAAAGCCAUCCACCCAUCGUCGACCAUGGACGACUCUGCUGCGCCCCUCGUGAACUUCGCAGAGAAGAAACUCGCUGCGUGUGGGGCGAUUCACAAAGACCACGAAUUUGUCGAUGGAACCCACCAUCCUCCUCCACCGUCUGCAAGUGCCCCAUUGACCAUUGAAACCAAGGAUGAAUUCGGGCGGACCAUCACCGUGCCGUUUGCAGCUGGGAAAGCCGAUCCCGUCGUUGAGGAGGCACAAGGCGGCAGCACCAGCAGCUUUGUCGUAUCGCAGUGGGAACGAACCCUCAAGCAGCAGGAGAAAGGAUUUCUCCAUCAAGUCCACGAAGAAGCAAAGCUUGCCAAGCUCACCAUGGCCGACAAGGCCCAGCGCAAGCAAGCGCGUUUGGCAAAGUUGCAACAGGCUCUUCGUACUCCACCCAACACGAGCGAUUCAUCCGCUGCACCACCUGUCGACGGCAUUGGAUCGCCCGAGAUCCGAUCGACACACGCUGCAAGUCGCGAAGCCGAGGCGUUCCUGUCUUCCCUCCUAUAACGCGUACAAUUCGUACAUGGGCGUGUAGGAGUUUACUUAGCCCACUCGUGCUGAGCUGCGGUGGGUUCCGUGGCGGCGUGCCGAACUGGUUCACGCGUGCCCCUUGGACGACCGCGUGCUCCAUGGCGAGAUAUUUUUCGCACGCACCAAAAUCAAACCAGUGUUGAACAUCUACUGGCACGACCUCAC